Molecule: messenger RNA, 1252 nt
Organism: Anopheles bellator
Lineage: Eukaryota; Metazoa; Arthropoda; Insecta; Diptera; Culicidae
Product: myosin regulatory light chain sqh
Exons: 2
Coding region: 225-749 (174 amino acids)
Biological process (GO): locomotion; post-embryonic development
Cellular component (GO): cytoplasm; myosin II complex
Molecular function (GO): myosin heavy chain binding; calcium ion binding
Source: RefSeq, a predicted model, not a curated record
CCAUUUCCACCAUCACAGUCAUCUGGAAAUGAGGGUAUCGGUAGCUCUGGACAAAAGACAAAGAGGGGGUAGCUUUUUCUGUUGGGUUUGUAAAGUCCUUGGCAAACCGCAGCUGUACAUUUACAGUUUCGGACUGCAAUUCGGAUCAUCAUCAGCUGCACAGUCGUCUCUAAAGUCUCGAAUAGUUUUGUUUGUGUACCGAAAACUCUGUAACCAGCGAAAGGAUGUCGUCGCGCAAGACUGCCGGACGUCGCAGCACGACGAAGAAGCGUGCCCAACGCGCCACCUCUAAUGUGUUCGCCAUGUUCGAUAAGGCACAGAUCGCCGAAUUCAAAGAAGCGUUUAACAUGAUUGAUCAAAACCGGGACGGGUUCAUCGAAAAGGACGACCUGCACGAUAUGCUAGCUUCGCUGGGCAAAAACCCGACGGAAGAAUUCCUGGACGGCAUGAUGAAUGAGGCACCGGGACCGAUCAACUUUACGAUGUUUCUUACCCUUUUCGGCGAGCGUCUGCAGGGAACGGAUCCCGAGGAGGUAAUCAAGAACGCAUUCGGUUGUUUCGACGAGGAGAACAGUGGCGUCAUGCACGAGGACAGACUGCGCGAGCUGCUGACCACUAUGGGUGACCGAUUCUCCGACGAUGACGUGGACGAAAUGUUCCGCGAAGCACCGAUCAAGAACGGCUUGUUUGACUAUAUCGAAUUCACCAGAAUCCUGAAGCACGGCGCAAAGGACAUGGACGAACAGUAACUCCUUUUCAUGCACGUUAUAAGCUUAAUAAGUUAUCAUGAAAUUGAUCGAAUGUAAGAAACUCUGAAUCGAAAUUUAGAUUUUUAACAUUGUUCGACCGUAAACAAAUCACAAGAAGGACAAUUGCCAAACUUUAGAGGUCAGUUCAAUUGAGGAGACAGCAACCACACAAGUGCCAGGUCUGUUUUGCAACACGGAGAGAUUCGUAAAUCUUGAAACAGUAUACACGUAUCGUAGCAGUAUUAAAAAGCAUCUUCCAUAUUCCAAUUGGUUUCCAGAGUUUUAAAUAUUCGUUAAAUUAUCAAAACUAGUUGAAAUACGGCCAACAAGGCGCCGCUACAGAAUCAGAUACUUACGAAGGCAAAUAGAAUGGUAACGUUCGUCUUGCAUGUUCUUAAAGUUAUCUUUUAUUUGAAACAUAUCUGCUUUUAUCGACCUUUUUAUAUGCACUUUGUUUUUUUCUAUCUAUUUUAUUCCAUGUAAAAUAAAAGUAUCGAAAAUUG